AUGUCGCCAGUCCCGUCCAUCAUCGCGGACAAUGGCGAAAUCAGCAACCCUUUGCUCAAACGCGCCCACACUGCCAUCCAUGCCUGGAAGCGAGCCAUCGUCUCGGAUCCCAACAACUUCACUGGCAACUGGGUCGGCAAUGACGUGUGCUCCUACAACGGCAUCGUCUGCGCUCCCUCGCUCGGCGACCCCUCCCAGGACGCGGUGGCAGGCCUCGACUUCAAUGGCGCCGACCUCGCUGGCCACUUCCCCGUCGAGCUCGGCCUCUUGCACGAGAUCUCCCUCAUCCACGUCAACUCGAACCGAUUCCAGGGGCAGAUUCCGGGGAACCUCUCCAACCUGCAGCUCCUCGAGGAGCUCGACCUGAGUAACAACGGCUUCGUCGGGCCGUUCCCCAUGGAGGUGCUCCAGCUGCCCAAGCUCCGCUACCUCGACCUCCGCUUCAACAACUUCGAGGGGCCAUUGCCGCCCGAGCUCUUCGACAAGGAUCUUGACGCCCUGUUCUUGAACGACAACCGGUUCAACACCACCUUGCCGGAAAACCUGGGCAACUCCAAGGUCUCCGUCAUGGUUCUGACCAACAACAACUUCGAAGGCCGCAUCCCCAGGAGCGUCGCACAGAUGAAUGCAACCCUGAACGAGAUCAUCAUCAGCAGCAACCAUUUUAGCGGCUGCUUACCGCUCGAGUUCGCGUCGUUGGGCAACGUCACGGUGUUGGAUCUGAGCUCCAACUCAUUCGCUGGGGUCUUGCCCAAGAGCAUGAUCAAAGGGUUGCAGAACGUGGAGCUGCUCAACAUCGCCGGCAAUAUGCUGACCGGCGUGGUGCCGGAGAGCAUCUGCGACUUGAAGCACCUCAUCAACUUCACGUACUCCUCCAACUACUUCAAGGGAGACGCAUUGAGUUGCCCCACGACGUGGAGUUCGGAUGUGGUGUUCGAUGGCCAAGUUAAUUGCAUUGCAGGACGGCAAGGACAGAGGGCAGCAGAGGACUGCGCUGCCGUGGUGAAUCAUCCGGUGAAUUGCGGUGGUGGGAAUGUGAAGUCGCCACCAUCUCCAGCUCCCAUCUUCUCGCCACCGCCGGCGCCACUCACGACACCGUCCCCGCCACCACCAGCCACUGCGGCGGUGCCAUCACCGUCGAGUCUCCCACCAGUUGGUGGGUUCGAGUAUGCAUCUCCACCUCCCCCCAUCUUCAAAGGCUACUAG
Messenger RNA from Musa acuminata AAA Group (dessert banana), 1206 nucleotides. Its product is annotated as pollen-specific leucine-rich repeat extensin-like protein 4. The coding region runs from base 1 to 1206 and encodes 401 amino acids. Lineage: Eukaryota; Viridiplantae; Streptophyta; Magnoliopsida; Zingiberales; Musaceae. The transcript has a single exon. Gene Ontology annotation, molecular function: protein binding. The record is from RefSeq and is a predicted model, not a curated record.